This is a messenger RNA of Xiphias gladius (swordfish), 3925 nucleotides long. Its product is annotated as myosin heavy chain, fast skeletal muscle-like. Gene Ontology annotation, cellular component: myosin complex. NCBI's taxonomy places the organism in Eukaryota, Metazoa, Chordata, Actinopteri, Istiophoriformes, Xiphiidae. Bases 451 to 3837 code for a protein of 1128 amino acids. The record is from RefSeq and is a predicted model, not a curated record. The transcript has 21 exons.
GAAAGAGGAGUCAGGGGCUAGACCAUGACAAUUAACCCCAGACAGUUGUGUGUGAAGCUGUGUAAUAUCCGAAACUCACAAGAACACAAUUGUUGUCUUUAGUAAUUUGUCGCAGACUGGUACAGCAUUUUUCCAUGGAGAGGAAGAGUCAGAUUUCUGGUUCAAACAAGAUAUACACUUUUGGUAGCAGUGGAUUAAGUGAAUCUCUGCGUAUAAGAUAGACCACAUGAUCUCUUUCCCCCUGUGGAUGAAAGAUCAUCGAGCAGGUGGAUAGACUGGGGUGAUCGGACCUUUGGGUCCAUAUCUGUGGCGUUGUUUGAUGUCUUUUUCCUUUAUUGAACAGUAGCUCCUCAGCUAAGACUUGGUCACUAAGGUCAACAACACAUUAACAUAUUUCCAGAAUGCUAUAGUGUUAAGCUUUUGAAAUUUUAUUUCUACGCUCAAAAAUGGAUGGAGGCCCUUUUCUCCAUCCAGUACAACAUCCGCUCAUUUAUGAAUGUCAAAACCUGGCCAUGGAUGAAGCUGUACUUCAAGAUUAAGCCUCUGCUGAAGAGUGCAGAGACUGAGAAAGAGAUGGCCCAAAUGAAGGAGGACUUUGAAAAGACCAAAGAGGAGCUAGCAAAGGCUCUGGCCAAGAAGAAAGACCUGGAGGAAAAGAUGGUUUCUCUCCUGCAGGAGAAGAAUGAUCUCUUGUUGCAAGUGCAGUCUGAGUCUGAAAACAUUGCUGAUGCUGAGGAAAGGUGUGAGGGGCUCAUUAAAGCAAAAAUACAGCUUGAGGCCAAACUCAAAGAGACAACUGAGAGGCUGGAGGAUGAGGAGGAAAUCAAUGCUGAGCUGACUGCAAAGAAGAGGAAGCUGGAGGACGAGUGCUCUGAGUUGAAGAAAGACAUUGAUGACUUGGAGCUCACCCUGGCGAAGGUGGAAAAGGAGAAACAUGCCACUGAGAACAAGGUUAAAAACCUGGUUGAGGAAAUGGCUUCUCAAGAUGAGGCCAUUGCCAAGUUGACCAAAGAGAAGAAAGCCCUCCAAGAGGCCCAUCAGCAGACCCUUGAUGAUCUGCAGGCAGAGGAAGACAAAGUCAACACUCUGACAAAGGCCAAGACCAAGCUGGAGCAGCAAGUGGACGAUCUUGAAGGUUCCCUGGAACAAGAAAAGAAGCUUCGUAUGGAUCUUGAGCGAGCGAAAAGGAAGCUCGAAGGAGAUCUGAAACUGGCCCAGGAAUCCAUCAUGGAUCUGGAGAAUGACAAACAGCAGUCUGAGGAGAAAAUAAAGAAGAGGGACUUUGAGAUGAGCCAGCUUCUCGGCAAGAUUGAAGAUGAACAGGGACUUAGUGCUCAGCUUCAAAAGAAAAUCAAGGAACUGCAGGCUCGUAUUGAGGAGCUAGAAGAGGAGAUUGAGGCUGAGAGGGCUGCUCGGGCCAGGGUGGAGAAGCAGAGGGCUGAUCUCUCCAGGGAACUUGAGGAGAUCAGCGAGAGGCUCGAAGAAGCCGGCGGCGCAACUGCUAUUCAGAUUGAGAUGAGCAAGAAGCGUGAGGCUGAGUUUCAGAAGCUGCGUCGUGAUCUCGAAGAAUCCACCCUGCAGCAUGAGGCCACCGCUGCAGCUCUGCGCAAGAAGCAGGCUGACACUGUGGCAGAGCUGGGAGAACAGAUUGAUAACCUCCAGAGAGUCAAACAGAAGCUGGAGAAGGAGAAAAGUGAAUUCAAGAUGGAGAUUGAUGACCUCACGAGCAAUAUGGAGUCUGUCGCCAAAUCAAAAGGUAACCUGGAGAAAAUGUGCCGUUCUCUUGAGGAUCACCUAAGUGAAAUAAAGACCAAGAAUGAUGAACAUGUGCGUCAGUUAAAUGAAAUGAAUGUUCAAAGAUCAAGACUAAUAACUGAAAAUGGGGAAUUUGGUCGUCAGCUGGAGGAAAAGGAGUCUCUUGUUUCACAGCUUACAAGGGGCAAACAGGGUUAUGUUCAUCAGAUUGAGGAGCUCAAAAGGCACCUUGAUGAAGAAGUCAAGGCCAAGAACGCCCUGGCUCAUGCUGUUCAGUCAGCUCGUCAUGACUGCGACCUGCUCAGGGAGCAGUAUGAGGAGGAGCAGGAGGCCAAGGCUGAGCUGCAGCGUGCAAUGUCCAAGGCCAACAGCGAGGUGGCUCAGUGGAGAACCAAAUACGAGACUGAUGCCAUUCAGCGCACUGAGGAGCUGGAGGAGGCAAAGAAAAAGCUUGCCCAGCGUCUUCAGGAUGCAGAGGAAACCAUUGAGGCUGUGAAUGCAAAAUGUGCCUCUCUGGAAAAAACAAAACAGAGACUGCACGGUGAGGUGGAGGACCUGAUGGUCGAUGUGGAGAGAGCUAAUGCUCUGGCUGCUAACCUCGACAAGAAGCAAAGGAACUUUGACAAGGUUCUGGCAGAGUGGAAACAGAAGUAUGAAGAAAGCCAGGCGGAGCUGGAGGGAGCACAGAAGGAGGCUCGGUCAUUAAGUACAGAGAUAUUCAAGCUGAAAAACUCCUAUGAAGAAGCUCUGGACCACCUGGAAACCUUGAAGAGGGAGAACAAGAACCUGCAACAGGAAAUCAGUGAUUUGACUGAACAUAUUGGUGAAACUGGAAAGACAAUCCAUGAACUGGAAAAGGGGAAAAAGACUGCAGAGAAUGAGAAAGCAGAAAUCCAAACUGCCCUAGAGGAGGCAGAGGCUACACUGGAGCACGAAGAAUCAAAGAUCAUGCGUAUCCAGCUGGAGCUCACCCAGGUGAAAAAUGAAAUUGACAGGAAAAUUGCAGAGAAGGACGAGGAGAUUGAGCAUAUCAAGAGGAACAGCCAGAGAAUAAUCGAGACCAUGCAGACCACACUGGAUGCUGAGGUCAGAAGCAGGAAUGAUGCCCUGAGAAUCAAGAAGAAGAUGGAGGGAGACCUCAAUGAGAUGGAGGUUCAGCUGAGCCAUGCCAACCGCCAGGCAGCUGAAGCCCAGAAACAGCUGAGAAACGUACAAGGACAGCUUAAGGAUGCACAACUGCAUCUUGAUGAAGCUCUCAGAAGUCAGGAAGACAUGAAGGAGCAGGUUGCCAUGGUGGAGCGCAGGAACAACUUGAUGCUGGCUGAGAUCGAGGAGCUGAGAGCUGCACUGGAGCAGACAGAGAGAAGCCGCAAAGUGGCUGAACAGGAGCUGGUUGAUGUCAGCGAGCGUGUGACACUACUGCACUCUCAGAAUACCAGCCUUAUCAACACCAAGAAGAAGCUGGAGGCUGACCUUGUCCACAUCCAAGGUGAAGUAGAAGAUUCUGUUCAGGAAGCAAGAAAUGCUGAAGAAAAGGCCAAGAAGGCCAUCACUGAUGCGGCCAUGAUGGCAGAAGAGUUGAAGAAGGAGCAGGACACCAGUUCUCAUUUGGAGAGGAUGAAGAAGAACCUGGAGGUGACGGUGAAGGACCUGCAGCACCGCCUGGAUGAAGCUGAGAAUCUGGCCAUGAAGGGCGGCAAGAAGCAGCUCCAGAAACUGGAGGCGAGGGUUCGAGAGCUAGAGACUGAAGUCGAGGUUGAGCAGAAGCGUGGAGCUGAAGCUGUGAAAGGCCUCCGUAAAUAUGAACGCAGAGUCAAGGAACUGACCUACCAGACGGAUGAAGACAAGAAGAACAUUGCUCGACUUCAGGAUCUGGUGGACAAGCUGCAGCUCAAAGUGAAAUCCUACAAGAGGCAGUCUGAGGAAGCUGAGGAGCAGGCCAACACUCACCUGUCCAGGUACAGAAAGGUUCAGCAUGAGAUGGAGGAGGCUCAGGAGCGAGCUGACAUCGCUGAGUCCCAGGUCAACAAGCUGAGGGUUAGGAGCCGGGAAAUCGUCAGGACAAAGGAGGCUGAAGAAUGAGCAUCAGUCUAGACGAGACACAGCACAAGAAAUCAUACAAUAUGAUCUUUUUGUCAAGUGUGUAACAAGAAAUAAACCUGCAAGCAAU